GCAGGUAGUGAAAGAACAGAUAAUGAGAGCGCUCACGACCAAGCCUAGCUCCCUGGAUCAGUUCAAGAGCAAACUUCAGAAUCUCAGUUACACGGAAAUACUGAAAAUACGCCAGUCUGAAAGAAUGAACCAGGAAGAUUUCCAGUCUCGUCCGAUUCUGGAACUAAAAGAGAAGAUUCAGCCUGAGAUCUUAGAACUGAUCAAGCAGCAACGUCUCAAUCGACUUGUGGAGGGCACCUGCUUUAGGAAACUCAACAGUCGGCGUCGGCAAGACAAAUUUUGGUACUGUCGACUUUCACCCAAUCACAAGGUCUUGCACUACGGAGACUUGGAAGAAAGUCCACAGGGAGAAGUCCCACAUGAUUCCUUGCAAGAUAAAUUGCCAGUGGCAGAUAUAAAAGCUGUUGUGACUGGCAAAGACUGCCCUCACAUGAAGGAGAAAGGAGCUCUUAAACAAAACAAGGAGGUGCUAGAGCUUGCUUUCUCUAUAUUAUAUGACUCAAGUGGCCAGUUGAAUUUCAUCGCUCCAGACAAGCACGAGUACUGUGUAUGGACCGAUGGGCUGAACGCCCUCCUCGGGAAGGAUAUGUUGAGUGAUCUAACGCGGAAUGACUUAGACACGCUGCUCAGCAUGGAGAUAAAGCUGCGCCUCCUCGACUUGGAAAACAUACAGAUCCCAGAUGCUCCCCCGCCUAUCCCAAAGGAACCCAGCAACUACGACUUUGUUUAUGACUGUAACUGAGGCCGCCACUGAAACUCGCUUUGAAACUGGAAAUAAUAAAACUGGAGAGAUAUUAUAGAAAAAAAAAAAAGAGAGAGAAGAGUGUGAGGAAAAAAACAAACCCACUUGUGCACCUUGGAUUUCGGCUUUGGAGAGGGGUGUAGAAACACUUGCAUUCCUCCCUGGUCCCUGCAUCCCUCCCUUCCCCAUUCUCAUCUUCCCCAUCGCUCAUCCAAAUCCACAUUGAUUUAAUUAAUUUGUCAUUGCAGGCCCUUGGCCUUGCUUAAGGCAAAGACUGCCACUAAGAAGCACCCUCUCAAGGACUUUUUUUACAUUUUUAAUACUGGAAUAGACAUUCUUAACUAAAAGACGUUGUGAUCAAACUGCAUGCCUGUGAAACCCACUUGGCAGGGCAGAGGCUUUAACUGGAAGGAGGAGGGAGGUGGGGGAACUGGAGCAGCUACUGUAAGCAAGACGACUUCCCCGGUAACGACUUCCCCCAGUACUCCCAAGAGUCUGCUCACAACUGAACCCAACACGAUGACGAAAAUCAUUCACUGCUUCCCAGUGCUUGCACCAUUCACCACCGUCAUUAUUCUUCCCACUGCCAUCUCGACUCUUGCCACCAGCAUUCACCCAGCUGAUCGCCUCCCAGAAUGGAAAAGUCUGCAGGUUUUUGCUGUACCAUAACGCUGUGACAGCUUGUAACUUCUUUUCCUUCCACCUCUUAAAUAGCCCCACACUAGCAGAUCACUGGCACAAACUGUGUAUGAAGCCACAAGUAUGUCCUGUCCCUGUAGAGUUCCCUGAGCCUCAGUUCCCUAUAAAAUUGGCUUGUUGCUAUUCAAAGUGAUUUUGAUUUAACUCGUCCAAAGCUCAACAGCAAUUUCCACAAAUUAAUUACAACUGCCAAACAUCCAGGUUUACAUCGUUGUCAUUGCUACAGUGUUAGAGAUUUGCAAGGGAUUUUUUUUUGUACGGGUUCUAAUUUUUUUAUUUUAUUUUGCCAAACAGAUAUAUUUAAUGAAAACUAAUUUCAUUGUGAGUACUUUUGGGGGAGAAUAUUUUUACUUAAUUUCCAUUCAGAACAUUUGCCCUGAAAGGGAAAAAAUAAUAUUUCCCUUCAACUUCACUGUUGAAUAAAACCCUGAGUUGUGAUGAUU
Molecule: messenger RNA, 1884 nt
Organism: Apaloderma vittatum (bar-tailed trogon)
Lineage: Eukaryota; Metazoa; Chordata; Aves; Trogoniformes; Trogonidae
Product: engulfment and cell motility protein 1-like
Exons: 6
Coding region: 23-742 (239 amino acids)
Source: RefSeq, a predicted model, not a curated record